Molecule: messenger RNA, 1587 nt
Organism: Gaeumannomyces tritici R3-111a-1
Lineage: Eukaryota; Fungi; Ascomycota; Sordariomycetes; Magnaporthales; Magnaporthaceae
Exons: 3
Coding region: 160-1281 (373 amino acids)
Source: RefSeq, a predicted model, not a curated record
AUUGAAUUUGGGGUAAAAUUUCUGGGCCUCGCCGCGGCAGAUUCGGAACGAGCCGACAACUCUCGACUGGUGCCAUGACUUGACAAGGCCGGCUCACCUCCUGCGGGCAAGUGGCUACCUGGCUAUCUGGAGGGGGUGACUCGGAUGGAGAGAUAAGAGAUGAAGUUGACUCCUAUCCCUAAAAAAGGGGCUCGGGGCACUGGGGACUCCACUAAAAGGGGCAAACGCGCCACGGAGAGCACCCUUGAGGGCAAAGUCAAGCGUCAGAAGAGCUCGAGCACUGCCUGGCCCGAUUCUGGAUCCCGCCCGACAGCAGGAGAGCCCUCUAAAGUGCUUCGUCGAACGCGAAGACAAAAGACGUCGCUGCUGGACCUGCCCGGCUGGUUCCUUGUGAAUGUCUUUAUGCUCGAGAAGAACUUCAGCUUCCCGCGCUGCUGCGGCUGGAUCGGCCGGGCUCUCUCGCACCCCUACGACCUCCGUCGGCUGAUCGCCGAUGGCUUCUCUCCGACCUGGGACGUCUGGUUCGGCUGCGCUGCUGAGGAGGUCGUCGCCUACCAGUGCCUGCCCGGUUCGGCCACCUACAAGUGGAUCGGCGACAAGGACAGGUUCGGCGGCGACCCGAAGCUUCAAAGCGACAUCCUCGCGCAGAAGUGGCUCACCCUGGACCGCCUUCUCCAGGCGCAGCAGUUCUGGUUUAUCACCAAGCGGACAUGGACGCCCACUUACUACCGUGUCCCGUCGCCCUUGAGGUUGCGGCUCGAGCCAUGUUACGGCAGUCGGAGUGUUGGCUUCGAGGGCUUCCUGCAAGACGCAGACUUCAGCAUUCGAGAACAGUUCGAACUGGAGUACAAGGCCGCCGUUGGCGACAUGGUCGUAGAUGCCCUCCACCCCCGGGUAUACCCAAAUAUGCUCGAAGUUCACCAGGCUACUUGCUUUCCAGAUCGGUUGAUUACAGGGCCGUGGACCGAGGACGACGUGAAGCUCCUGUUUUGGCUGGGCAGGGCCGGUGCUGUCAUGUCUAAGAACCAGUCCUGGGAGAUCGUCAUCGAAGGUCUCCGCUAUAUGACCUCUGUUGCUAGGCGGAAUGGCUUAGACAGUCCGGAUAUAGACAAGAUCCGAAAUCACAUCUCACGAGUUGUCAGAUUGUUCGAGAUGUUCAAGAUCUGGGACAAGAUUCCGUACAGCAUUUUUAUCGACUAUCGAGAAUGCUAUAAUCUCAGCUGGCUGUUGGAUGUUUUGGUACAGCGGACUCGAGUUGGGGAGCACCUCGUUCGCGAGUAGAGAGCAUCGUGGGAGCCCAAUAGAUUCCUAGGCGGCCAAGGAGCACCGGCUCUAGUCUGACUGGUGACUACAAACAUUUCGCCGCGAACCAUCUUUGUAGUCACCGAAAGGUAUUGGACCACCUGGCCCAGUGGGCGAGAGGAAUCCUACAUUGAAGCUAAGAAAAUAAGAGAUAGCAACUGCCUUGAAAUCUGGCAAUGGAGCUCACCGCCAAAUUUGGAAAUCGAGAAUCGAAGUACAUGUAGCAGACACAAGAGCUCAAGUCAGCCUUGAAAAUGCUUGGACCCCCACGACCCAUGUUCCCCA